This is a messenger RNA of Rubroshorea leprosula, 2796 nucleotides long. The record is from the annotation of a GenBank genome assembly. NCBI's taxonomy places the organism in Eukaryota, Viridiplantae, Streptophyta, Magnoliopsida, Malvales, Dipterocarpaceae.
GCCCUUCACAAGGGUCGGUGACCCUUAACGUUGGGAUUUCUGAAUCAGACACUGUUUCAUGACAGUCCCCGUUGACUUGUUACUGUAGGGUAAUGCGCCCUGAAUAACCUCCACUUGCCAGUUGCCAGCAAUUACGCCUUCCCAAUCCCUAGACAACAACUUUUACUUUAAACAAUAGUCCCUUUUAAUAUGUGUGUGUAUAUAAUUCCCUCGUCUCUCCACUCCAAGACUCCAAUUAGCCAGCUCUUCUCAAUUUUUCUAUUCUUUUCGUUUCUUUUGUUGGGUUCAGGGUUGAGAAAGAGAUUAAAUUUUUUGGAAGCAAUAUUGGCCUUGGGGAGCUUUUGGGUGACACAGGAAUAGCAGAAGAAAAGGGAAAAGGAGAAAUUUCCUGGGAUCAUUUUGGGUCCUUUCUAACUCAAAUCCACUUGCUUUGUUUUGUCUUUGUUUGUGAUUGGAUAAGUAAUCCACUUCUAUUCUAUGCUCAAACCAUUUCUCUUCCAUCUAUCCCCUGCAAAAACAAACCCAGUUCUUCCAUAAAAAUUCAAAUUUGAUCAUAGAGAUUGAAGUAUCGGAGGAGUUCGGGACAAUUUUGUUGAGGAUGGUGACUGGCUGGAGGAAAGCCUUCUGCACAUCCAUACCCAAGGAGCGGGAUUCAACAGUACUUGCAGAAAAGCAGCAACAGAGCGGUGGCGGUGGAAGUACCAUCGGAAGUACAAGCAAAAGUCCGAGAUUCGGGACCAGGUUCGGAUUCUUCUCCAACCCAUCAACGCCUCGUUUGCAGUCACAACCAGUAUCAAGUCCGAGCCUACUGUGCCGCACCACCACCACCGCCACUACCCCCAUCUCAUCCGCUCCCAACAGCCCCAAACUUCAAUGCAAAAUCAUCACAACCCCGAAAAAACAACCCAACAGCAACAAUAGCCCCAGAUUGUUCCACUUCUCCAAUCCUUCAUCUCCUAAAUCCCCGUCCAGUUUCUCUCUCCUCAAAGCCACUCUCCGUCUUUCCAAGCAGACGAGAUGUGGAAUCUGCUUGCAGAUUGUGAAAACCGGACAGGGGACGGCAAUUUUCACGGCAGAGUGCUCCCAUUCUUUUCACUUCCCCUGCAUAGCUGCUCACCUCAAGAAGAACUAUUUACAGCUAUGCCCCGUGUGCAGCACCAGCUGGAAGGAGCUUCCCUUAUUGUCUGUUCAAGAAAAAAAGGCAGAACCUGAAGCUAAACCGCUCAAAGACAUCAUAACGAAGCCGUUGCGAGUCUACAACGACGACGAACCAUUGAAGUUCAAUCCAAUACCGGAGUCUGAAGAAACAGAGAAUGACGAUGAAGAAAGUGAACAUGAGUUUAAAGGAUUCUUUGUAAAGGACAGUAUUACUCCUAAAUUUAGCAGACAGAUCGCAGUUAAUUCGAGAAAUGUGGAGGUGAGAUUGUUACCAGAGGCGGCGGCAGUGGCCUUGAGCAGGAGCUACGAGACUUACGUGGUGGUUUUAAAAGUGAAAGCGCCAGUGCUCCCGGCGGCGCGUGGGCAGAGACAUCCUCCUAUUGAUUUGGUGACGGUGCUCGAUGUGAGCGGGAGAAUGAGCGGUUCCCGGCUGCAAAUGAUGAAACGCGCCAUGCGGCUGUUGAUAUCUACUCUCAGCGAAACGGACCGUUUAUCAAUUGUCAUAUUUUCUUCAACUUCCAAGCGGUUGUUGCCGUUGCGGAGAAUGACGGCCAGCGGAAGAAGAUCGGCGCGUAGGAUCAUCGAAGAGCUGGGAAGCAACGGCCAAGGUAUGAACGUGAACGACGCGCUCAAAAAGGCGGCGAAAGUGCUGGAAGAUCGCCGAGAGAAAAACGCCGUCGCGACGAUCAUGCUCCUAUCGGACGAUCGCGCCGAAAUGUCCCAAACAAACCGAACCAAUCAGGAUUUCGCAGUCGUCUCAUCCACGCGCUUUCCACAGUUUGAAAUCCCCGUCCUCUCCAUUGGUUUCCGCGAGUGUACUCACGUGCCUAGCCAUGACGCCUUCGGUAAAGUCGUUCGCGGUCCACUGAGAGUGGUGGUUCAGGAUCUCCGCCUCCAAUUAGGAUUCCUCUCCGGUUCAGCGCCGGCGGAGAUCGCUUCCGUAUAUUCAUUAACGGCUCGCCCCGCUUCACUCGGGUCGGAUUCAUUGCGGGUAGGCGAUCUUUACGCCGGCGAUGAGAGAGAAUUGCUGUUGGAGUUAAAAGUACCGGCAUCGUCCGGUGGAGCCCACCGGGUCCUAUCGGUAAGAUCCUCGCACAGAGAUCCAUUUACACAGGAGGCGGUCUACUCGCAAGAGCUAGGUCUACUGAUUCCCCGCCUGUACGCCGGACGCUCCACCUCUCCGAGCAUUGGACGGUUGAGAAACCUCCAUGUAAGCACUCGAGCGGUGGCUGAGUCACGGCGGUUGAUCGAGCGGAAUGAUUUGACGGCAGCGCAUCACUUGCUCUCCUCGGCUCGAGCCUUGUUGAUGCAAUCAGGCUCCGGCUCCGCUGAUGAAUUCCUGCCCGGCUUGGAAGCCGAGCUAGCAGAACUGAGCCGGCGCCGGCAGCAGGUGCAGAUCCAGAGGCAGAGAACUAAAGCGAACGGUCAGGUGGUGGACAAGGCAGAGGCGCUUACUCCGAUAUCGGCUUGGCGAGCGGCGGAGAGAUUGGCUAAGCUGGCGAUUAUGAGAAAGCAUAUGAACAGAGUCAGCGAUUUGCACGGCUUUGAAAACGCCAGAUUUUAGAUUUUCCUUUUUGUAAUACAAAAAACAACGGAAAUAUAUUUUACUCGUAUAAAAAAUAAAUUGGUAUUAGUGUU